CCUUUUGACAGGCCAUAUACGCGUUUCUACCAAAUACGCGUUUGCGUACUUCCUUCUUUCAAUCAACUGCCGCCGACGUUCUCUUUCUUUUCGAGUCCAUACUUCAGAAUGCCUCCGAAGAAGGAUACCAAGGGAUCGGCGAAACAGCCGCAAAAGACCCAGAAGAAGAAGGAGGGAGGAUCCGGCGGAAAGGCCAAGAAGAAGAAGUGGUCGAAGGGAAAGGUUCGUGACAAGCUGAAUAACCAGGUCCUGUUCGAUAAGGCCACGUACGAGAAACUGUACAAGGAGGUACCCGCCUACAAGCUGAUCACCCCGUCAGUCGUGUCGGAAAGGCUGAAGAUUCGUGGAUCGCUGGCGAAGCGCGGCCUACGCGAGCUCUGCCAGAAGGGUUUGAUCAAGCAGGUCGUGCACCAUCACGCACAGGUCAUCUACACCCGCACCACAAAGGGAGACGAUCCGGUGGCGUAAAA
Messenger RNA from Anopheles maculipalpis, 470 nucleotides. RefSeq names its product 40S ribosomal protein S25 (gene RpS25). The record is from RefSeq and is a predicted model, not a curated record. Bases 109 to 468 code for a protein of 119 amino acids. The transcript has 2 exons. Gene Ontology annotation, cellular component: cytosolic small ribosomal subunit. Lineage: Eukaryota; Metazoa; Arthropoda; Insecta; Diptera; Culicidae. Gene Ontology annotation, molecular function: structural constituent of ribosome.